Cyphellophora attinorum is the source of this 1113-nucleotide messenger RNA. RefSeq names its product putative vacuolar amino acid transporter YPQ3. Gene Ontology annotation, cellular component: fungal-type vacuole membrane. The record is from RefSeq and is a predicted model, not a curated record. NCBI's taxonomy places the organism in Eukaryota, Fungi, Ascomycota, Eurotiomycetes, Chaetothyriales, Cyphellophoraceae. The transcript has a single exon. Gene Ontology annotation, biological process: basic amino acid transmembrane export from vacuole. The coding region runs from base 1 to 1113 and encodes 370 amino acids.
AUGUUCCCGCCACAGCAGUCCAUCGACCUUGAUCUGGCCGCUUUGUCUGGGAUCUGUGGUAGCAUCAGCAUCGCUUGCUGGAUCGUUGUGUUCAGUCCACAAAUCAUUAAGAACUUUCAGCUGUCAUCAGCAGACGGCUUGUCCAUCAAGUUCUUGGUCAUCUGGCUAGCUGGAGAUGUAUUCAACAUUCUGGGAGGUGUUCUGCAGGGUGUCCUGCCGACAAUGUUGAUCCUGGCCGUCUACUACACCUUCGCAGACAUUGUCUUGAUAGGACAGGUGUUCUACUAUCGCGGCUUCACGCUCAGCGACCACUCUCCUGCGGCUGAGAACGGGCAUACUGUGACUAAUGGAGACCAUGAGCGACGACCAUUGCUACAUGAGGACGUUGUGACCGCGCCGCCCUCGCGAGACGAGCCCACAGGCCAUGAUGGCGAGCGCCGGUACACGUCUUUCUCUCAACUUGACGGCGCGCACCUCUCGCCUGUCACACCGCUCCGUGAACCGCUGGGACCCGAGUCAGACGCGCCGUACAAGUCAAGCAAAUCCACCUCCUUGCUGAAGACAAUUAUUCUCAACAUCGGUGCCGUCCUCAUGGUCUGCGGCGCUGGCAUCCUUGGCUGGUGGCUUUCUCAGAACGGUCACAGAUCACACCAUCAUCACCAUCAUCAUCAUCAACCCAAACACUCGCACGUACCCGAUUACCCAGAGUAUGAUGCCUGGGGCCAGUUUUUUGGCUACGUCUGCGCCGCUCUGUACCUCGGCUCACGCCUCCCUCAGAUCAAGCUUAAUUAUGAUAACAAAUCCUGCGAAGGGCUCUCGUUCCUCUUCUUCCUAUUCGCAUGUCUGGGCAACCUCACCUUUGACAUCUCAAUCUUUGCAUACGAUCCGACCCCAGUAUGUGUCGAAGGUGGUGGUGUAGGAUUGUGCGGCACGGGAGAGGCAAAGGAGAUAUAUUUGAGAUAUUUGGGGGUGAACACAAGUUGGAUCAUUGGAAGCUUCGGUUGCUUGCUGCUAGAUCUUGUGGUAUUUGCUCAGUUCUUCAUGUACAGGAAGGAGGAGAGUCUGGCUGAUCUGGAGGAGGAAGAAUGGGCUGUUCACGGAGAUGCCAGAUGA